Cyphellophora attinorum is the source of this 468-nucleotide messenger RNA. RefSeq lists its product as uncharacterized. Lineage: Eukaryota; Fungi; Ascomycota; Eurotiomycetes; Chaetothyriales; Cyphellophoraceae. The record is from RefSeq and is a predicted model, not a curated record. Bases 1 to 468 code for a protein of 155 amino acids. The transcript has a single exon.
AUGCCUGCUGAAGCAUACUUCAAAGUCCUCGAGAGUCUCGUCAAGAACGACGGUCGUCUCCUCAAGCCCGAGACAGUCGAGAGAUAUGUCUUCACGCCCCAGCUAGUCGACGAGAAGGACAAGCUGGGCUCGACCCUGGCUCAGAGCAUGCGCAAUUCCUUCCUCAAGGAUCCCGGCGGGCGCAUGAUGUCUGGCGGUCUUCCCCUGCCGUCAGACGCUGGCGAGGAGCAUGAUGAGGUCGAGUAUAACCACAGCCUGCUUGGCGCGUUGAGCAGACGCAAGGGCGAGGAGAAGUGGGCUUUGCAUUGGGGCGGAGCGCCGAAUAUUCAGUGGUUUGUUGAUCCGGGGCAGGGUGUAGCCGGGCUGUUUGCGGCGCAGGUGUUGCCGCCGGCGGAUGGGCUAAUGCUGGAUCUGGCCGUAGAAUUUCGGAAGGCUGCUGUUAAGGAUCUUGGGAAGGAUGCAGCAUGA